Messenger RNA from Caenorhabditis elegans, 2051 nucleotides. It is a transcript of the gene fkh-9, whose product is annotated as Forkhead transcription factor fkh-9. Gene Ontology annotation, molecular function: sequence-specific DNA binding; DNA-binding transcription factor activity. NCBI's taxonomy places the organism in Eukaryota, Metazoa, Nematoda, Chromadorea, Rhabditida, Rhabditidae. The transcript has 5 exons. The coding region runs from base 49 to 951 and encodes 300 amino acids. Gene Ontology annotation, biological process: regulation of DNA-templated transcription. Gene Ontology annotation, cellular component: nucleus. The record is from RefSeq and is marked reviewed.
GAAAGCUUGCAACCCUGGUGGCGACUUUCGUCAGUUGGUCCCAUUCGGAUGUGUAGUACAAUGACAGCAACCAUGAAUCAGACUAUAUGCGAGAAACAGAACAUCACGAUGGAUUUGCUACGAUCACCCAUCCAGAUACCAUCAGCAUCGGACACAAUCAAAAUCGAAACACCGUCUACAAUUUCAUCCCAACCAUCUCCCAUCCAGACACCCCUCGCAGCAGCCUCAUCGGACAACUUUGAAAGACCGUCACUAUCGUACAAAGACCUCAUCAUUGAAGCAAUCGACAGAAGUCCUGAAAAACGAUUGAAGCUCAAUGAAAUCUACCAGGUAAUCCGAUUGCUGCACCCAUACUACAGACAUCGACCAGAUCAAUGGGGAUGGCAAAACUCGAUCCGACACAAUUUGAGUCUUCACGAUUGCUUUGUCAAGUUGCCUCUCAAACAGACUUCUGCCAGCGGAGUUGUCGGACACUUCUGGACCGUUGUUCCUGAGCUCAGUGACAAACAAACACUCAGAAGGCGGAAUCGUCAACAACCAAGAGCACUUGCAAAGAAGAGCGAUGCUGGAAGAACAUUAUCAAGAGAUGACAGAGGCAGCUCUGGAAGCGGAGAAACAUCGCCGAGCCCGUCGCAGCCUUCAAUCAGUCCACCAAAUGAGAACCCGAUGCCAUCAGUUCAGGCUUUGAAUGUGUUGGAGUUGCUGAGUGGAAUGAAUGACUACAAAGGGACGUUAUUCCAAAAUAAUUACCGUACAAAUCUAAUUCAAGACAAUAGUGCAGUGAAUGGGCUCCAGAACCUUCUCACCACAACCCUUAUGCAGAUCAAUCCACAACUUGGAGCACUCCUUUCUCUUGCAAAUCUCAAUAAUCUGACGACAAACCAACUACAGAUAGCCAGUCCGUCACUUUCUCCAAUCAAGGCCGAGAGCCAGUCUUUUCUUCUUCAAUAGGCACCGAUUCUGAACUGAUUGAAUUAGUCGCAGUUACGCCAACCUUUUUCUAUGCGUCGAUAUUAAUAUUGUUGGUUGUGCUCCUAGUUUGCACAUGCAUUGAUCUCGUGAUACCAACUCAUCGUCUCAUUGACUCCUAUGAACUGACUUCAUGUUGCUUUCCACUCUUUUCCUAUCCCAAAAAAACAAUACAAUCAUUUUUCUAUGAACCAAGCCCCUAGACCCCAAUUUCUUUAACUAGAACCAUCCUUUGCUUUUCCGUCACACACAUUGUUGUAACGGAGCCCAAUACUUGUAGUUGAACACGAGUCUCCACACGUACUCUGGAUAAGCUUAUACACCUAAUCUAUCCACUAGCCCAGCUCGUUCCAAAAUCUCGCUGUGAAGUCAUACAUCCUCUACACCCUUAAAGACCACAAUUGUUCUUUAAUAUUUUUUCACAACCCGUUUCAUUUUCAAAUCUGGUAACAUUUCUCGUUCCCCUUCUUCUAUUCUUAUUUUAUGAACCUCUCUUUCCCUCGUUUCCAUUAUCCCUGUUUCUAUGAACUGUUUCUUUUUUCUCCCCCGACUCUUUAUCUCCUGUCAUUAUCGUCAUUUUGAAAGGCUUUAGCCUCUUCUUGUUAUAUGUGUCGAUUCGAUUAGUAUUAGUCCUCAUCCUUUUUAUGUGCUGAGUAUCGAUUCACAACAUCCAAACUCCCCAGAUCUACUACCACCACAUCAUGGAUUCCUACACUUUUUCGCUGUCCCUUUCUUUAUCAAUCCUCGAUCCCCCUCCCCCCACCAGUUUCCUUUAUUUUAUUUUAUUUUGUUCUGAUACCUAAACCGUGUGAAACCCGUGCUACCGGUUCAAUGCAGCACCACCAUCAAGAAAAUAUUUGAUUCUGCACCCUACAAUAUCCAAUCAACUUUUCUUUACCACACAAUUAAUGUUUUUUCAUCAUCUUUGUCCCUUCACACUUUUUACAAUUUUUUGUCCCUCCGUCUUAAUUGUAUUUCCCAAAUUCAGCACAUUUUUUUGAAUGUGAUGUUUUGUGACAACACUUGGUUUUCCGUGUUUUCUUUUUUUCUUACAAUUUCAUUGGAAUAAACUUUGAAUACAU